AUGGAAACGUGGUUUUUGAAUCAUGUCCUCGGUUUGUCUCUGUCGGUUCUCCUGGUGGGUCUGCCGGGGCCCCUCCGGGCAGGGACCCCCAGUAACAACAGCACGGAUCCGAUAACGGCGGGAUUGUAUAUUUCUACCGCCACAGAUGAACUCAGAAACGUGGAUAACAACACAACUUCGACUUCAUACUCAAGCGAGAGUUUAUCCCCAUCACAGAGGAACAUCCUGCUCACACACGGCGCUGAGACACACACCGCAGCUACUGCUGCUGGAGACCUCGGUAAGAGUGCUGACACCGAGGCCUGCUAAAGUCUGUGAUUUUUUUUCCUGAAAUCCAUACAAUGUCGAUUUCUUGUAAAAUAAAUGUGCCUUAAAGGUCUAUUUUUCUAAUUCAGCCCGAUGGUGUCUACUACAGAUAAAGGAUACAAUGGUACAGCCUUGACUGUGUUACUGUCAGAUAUAGAAGAAUUGGUGCAGGGUAGCAAUAACCUCAUAAUUACAACCUCAUUAAUUAUGAGAACUAUGAUGUAAAAGCUUAUUAAGUCCUGCUCUUGUGCCUAACAGAAUUUAACAGACAUACAUCAUAAAGGAAACAAGUGUGGACUGUUGCUCUUUCCUUAUUAGUUUUCGUCAACAUAACUUCAGAGAUAUUAACUUCAUUUCUUCAAGUGCAUUACGUUGUUUUAUUUAUGGUAUGCAAAAAUAAUUUAGCAAACCAACUAUCUUCACCCUUACUGCUUUGUUUCCCACUAGUAAGGUUAUUAAAAAAAGGAAACAAAGGUAAAAAUUAAUGGUAGCUAUGAUGAUUAUCAACCAAAUUGUUCAACUUCAGUGACAAAUAUUUACUGUUCAACCACAAUAUCAAAGUAAAAAUCUGUUUUCAAGGCUCAUGCUGUGUAUGAAUAUUGUAUAUCCGUCCACCAUUUCUAAUGGACAGUAAACUUGAGUUAUAAAGGGAACUUGGUCAAAAAUACAUUUUGUUCUGUAAUUAGCUGCUGUGUUAUUUAAGAAACAAUCAUACUUGCGUUUCAGAUCUUUAAUAUUUGCAGUGGUAUGUUGGUGUCCAUCAGAAAUGAAUCAGUUGAGUUGUAUAAAAUAAAAAGUUAAAAGUGACAAUAAAUAAUACAAUUGUAUAGACGAACAUAUUAAGCACAGUUUGACUUUGUUUAGCUAACACAUGCUGCACCAUCUCAGGACAGCAUCACUAUCAUGCUUCACUGUUUUCUUUCUUCGAACGCUCAUUAUGUCAUACUUAUACUAGUUUUCUGUUAGUGAUUAGCUGUAGGGUUGUUAUCAUCACUUAAAGUACUUGUUUCUUAGCCAAGUUGGUAAAGAUACACAGGUAUGAGCUCAGUUCCCUUACUAUGAUAGCAGUGUUAGGCAGAAUAUUUCUUGUACAGCAUGUGGGACAGAAGAGUCUGCUGCUGAACUCUGCAUUUAACAUCAACCGCUAUUUUUGGCUUCCAAGAUAAUUUGUUGUAAUCAUUGACAGGUUUGCGCAUUAGAUAUUUUGAGGCUCCAUUGUGCUACCGCAGAGAUACAAGUUUAUCCCACAGAGAUAUAAGUUUGUCCCUCAAAUUGAGGGUUACAGAACAGCGUGUUUGUGCAGAAAAUUCAACUGCAUUUGCCGUUCUUGCUGAACCUAAGCUCAAGACAGAGGGAAGACAGAUUUGAGUUGUAAGGAUAAACUUUCAGAAAAUACUUCUUCUACUUACAAAUUUUGAUGCAAAAUUCAACCAUUUGAAAGUCUAAGAACUGUAACAUUAAUGGGUUUAGUCAUGUUUGAUUCAGAUAGGGGGAAGGGUGGUGUGACUCCAGUGACACUGUGGGAGGGUUGAAUGAUUAGGUCAGAGGCAACAAGUGUUUUCUAAUGGAGAAUGGUCAGGUGGAUAUUACUCACUUUCCUCAGCCUGGUUUCACCCAUAUUUCCCCUCCUUCUUUCAAAUAAAGUCUCCAGAGACACAUCAUUUGACAUCAAACCCACAAACUAAUCCCAAACACAACUACAUCUGGUCAACAAAAACAGCAGUACAGUACCUCAAUACCCAAAGUGAUGAAAUAUCAGCUAUUCCAUUCACAUCAGUGUUACGUAAUAGAAUUGUUGGUCCUCAUUAAUAUGCUACACAUUUGAACUUGAAUUAAUAUUCAAGCCACAGAGUUUUAGGGUUAUAGCAGAUGGAGAAGAUGCAGCAGCUUACAUCUGUGUUGUUUCUUGACAGCAGAAAGACAAACAGCAGAGAAUCUGGGAGUGUCCAGAACUUGUUGCCAGCACCACGUUCCAGUCUGAGUUUUGGUGCCCAGACUGGAUCCAGAGAGAGAAACUGAUAUAAUGAGAGAGACACAUGCAGAGGAAGUAAGAGAGAGAGAUAGAGUCCAGUGGCACAGUUCCCCUCACAGACUCCCAGUGGGCCGGCUGUUCCACAGAUGAACUCUCCCCUCUGUUAGUUUUUGGACGGUUGCUGCUGGUCACUGUGUGCCAGCUGUCAGGAUCCUGCUGUCCAGCACCAAAGCUCAUACUCACAGUGCCGUUGAUCCAGUUUUAUGCAUCUGAAGAUGGGCCAGAUAACGGACAGUAAGGGGGCUUUAAAUGAAGGAUAGGCAGACAGACAAACACACUUUAUUCCCCAUUUUUCCUCACUUACCUUACAUAGAGCAUUAAAGUUACUAUUUGGCCCAUUGGGAGAUCAAUAGCAAUGUUAUUAAAGAAACACUCAUCACCCUAUUUACGUAAACGACUGGUCACAUGACUUUUAGAUGUACUGAAUCACUAGAAUCAGUUAACUUAAAAGAUUCAUUCAAAAGAUUCAUUCACCAAAUCACUGAAUCAUUUAGCGGGAGAAGCCUGCGACUCCGACCUCCUGAACUGAUACACAGCUGAACGUUUCAGGAUUCAGUUCAAUUCAUAGCUUCUGGGACCGGAGACGAGAGUGUUUGACUGUGUCGCUUUAGCAAACAGGUUUGUAAAAAUGAACUUGUUAAUAAGUCUAGGGAUGCACGAUAUUUAUCGGACCGAUAAAAUAUCGGCCGAUUUGGGGGGAAAUCACGUCAUUUUUUAUCGGCCCGAUAGGUGCAUUUUUCCGAUAGAAAGAUCCGAUAUAUUAAUGAAAUUACGAGUAACGUUUGCAGGCGGAGUAGCCGCCCGUCCGAGACGCGCUGGUUACGUCAUCUAUCGCGCCUUACUCGCAGGUCCCAAGCCUGACCCUGUCACUACCUGACAGAUAAUAAAAUGUCUUCACCAGCAUGGUCGUUUUUUCUCAGUGGCAGAAGAUGACAACAGCUGCUAUAUGCAAAACCUGUUCAGCGAGGAUUCCAAGAGGAGGAAAGAAGACGUCAAGUAUUAACACAACGAAUCUGAUAGCUCAUCUGAAAAGUCGCCAUCGCGGCGAAGCGGUAGUAAAAGAAUAUGAGACAGCCGCCGAAGCUGCUAGCGGUACUAAAGCUAAGACAUCAACACUACGGAGGAUCGAUGUCCCCAUUCAGCAGGCGUUUAAAAACUGCAAAAGCUUCUCAAGAGACAGCGAAAAGGCUAAAGCCAUUAACGACAAAGUGAUGGAGUUCAUAGCGGUCGACGACCAGCCUUUUUCCGUCGUUGAGAACCCGGGUUUUCGUAAGUUAUUAGCACACUUGGAGCCACGUUACACUCUCCCAAGCCGCCGCUUCUUCUCGGAUGUGUCUCUUCCUGCACUCUAUGAUAUUGUCGCCACAUACAUUCACAACCUGAUCGACAAGAACGGACUACACGUGAGUUUUACCACAGACAUAUGGACGUCAGAUGUUAGUCCGGUCAGCAUGCUAAUGCUAACGUCUCAUAAUAGCUCCUUUACAGUUUACAGUUCUGUUGAACAGUUCAGGGGAUCAAAUGAAGUUCUGCUUUUUGCUCUGUUAUUGUUAUUUAUUGCAAAUGACCACAUUUGAAGAGCCAAAAACUUUUGUUUGUUGUUCUAGAUAGGCCAGAGCAACAAAAACAUCAGUUUUCAAUCGCUGCAUCCUGCACAAACUGCAGAUUAUAUGAAGAUUAUAAUAAAUGUAAAAAUAUGAAUUUAUCGGUUAUCGGUAUCGGUAUCGGCCAUGAGAAGGAGAAAAUUAUCGGUUAUCGGUAUCGGUUGAAAUUUUUCAUAUCGUGCAUCACUAAAUAAGUCAUGAUGUUUUAAGUGUACUGUCCUAUGGUAUGCUAUUUAUCAGGUCUGCUCCGUAAAUUGGGGUCAGUGAGUGAUUCGUUCAUUGAACGUUUAGAAGAAUUCACACUGAACAUGCACCGUUCCCUCGCAAACCGCUGCAACGAUAGGGUACUGCGGGUUUUAUGCGCUACUUGUUACAUGCUAUGUCCUAUUGCAUGCAAGUUGUUGUGUUGGCAAUUUAGCAGUGAAAAAAAGGUAGUUUUGUCCGACAAAAAUGAUUCCAGAGAGUGUAGUUCAGUGCGUGAUUUGUUUACCAAGGGAUCCAGGGAUGCAUGAGGUCCCUUGUUCGCCGGCUGCUGGCUUGGCAAUGCUGUUUCUCACUUCUGUUGAGCUGAAGUGAGAAACAGCAUUGCCAGAACGAAUCAUUCAAGGAAAUGAUUCAGUUAAGUACGUUCACUUAAAAGAUUUGGUUCUUUUGAACAAAUCAUUCACGAACGACACAACACUAUCACAAUUUCCAAGGAAGAAGUCUGGUUAACGGCUUACAAGGAUGGCUUCAAGUAGGAAGAGGUCAAAAAUUUGGCUAUAUAUUCUUUGAGGAUGCGAAGAGAACGAUGCAAAUCAUCACAAAGACUAAUUUAUUGCAAAGUCGAGGCAAGUUUCAUACACAAGGCUAUUCAAAGUGCUUUACAGAUGCAAGGAAAUACAUUGGAAUGAAGAAAAGAGAGAAAAAUACAAUUUAAAAUGAAAAAGAUGUAAAACAAAUAAGAACUCGGUAAAACAGAUUACAUUUUUUUUGUCUGUUCCGUGUUAGCCCUAAUUACCUCCGCCAAGGAGGUUAUGUUUUCGGUAGCGUUGAUUUGUUGGUUUGUUUGUUUGUUUGUCUGUUAGCAACUUUACGGAGAAAGUUACAGACGGAUUGACCUGAAAUUUUCACCAGAGGUGCGUCUCAGCCCCAGGAGGAUCCCAUUACAUUUUGGUGGUGAUCCAGAUCGCCUUCUGGAUCCAGGAAUCUUUUGAAGGAUUCUUUUUAAUUGUGAGAUAGGGCAAAUUUUGAAAUUUUUGCAUUUAACUCGAUAAAAAUGGCCAGAGUCUUUAGUAAAAAAUUACACAAAAGGAUCUCAAUGAGUUUUAUGAGGUGUCAAAGGUUGAUCCUGAUCCAGACAAAAUUCCGGAUACUGUGAUCCAGAACACACAAAAAUAAGGGCGUUGUUGGAAUUUUCAAUGCUGAAAGACAACCAAUGGGCGGCACAGUGGUGUAGAUGGGCGGCACAGUGGUGUAGUGGUUAGCGCUGUCGCCUCACAGCAAGAAGGUUCUGGGUUCGAAUCCGGGUCAGGGCAUUUAUUGUUUUAGGAACAUUAUGAACAGUGAACACACCAGUUUAAACACAAAUAAAAGUUAAUAAAAGACAUGUAACAGUAAAAGUUUUGGUGUGAAUCACAAUAUAAGGGGCGGCAUGAGCUGCUUGGCGGAGGUCUGCGCUCUCCGAGUGCUUUUCUAGUUAUUUAUGAAAACUGUCCUUUCUCAGAAAAACGAAAUAGGGGGACUCAACCUUUACAGCCCAGCACAUCAGCAUCAAAUUCAGUAAAAAUGCGGUACCUUUGACUGUCUUAUGGUUAAUAAAUUAAAUAGCGGCUGCUUCUGGGCGGUCAUCCUCCUCCUGCAUGUAAAAGAGUUACUGCACCCAAACCUUUUUGUCAGGUGGCCUUUGUUGAGAAAAGCAACUCAGAGUUGAAAUCAACAGGAUAACAGCGAGAUAAUUUAGUAGAUGAAACAACGUAAAGUUAUAAUAUGAUGCAUUUAAGGUCAGGUCAGCAAGAUGACAUUUCAGCAUAGGUUAAUAAAAUGUAUCAAUAAAAGCAACUCCAGCUCUGUCAAAAAUAUAUCAUCAGAAGUAGAAAAUCAAUGAAGACUUGAAUCAUAAAGGAGGCUCAGUAAUGGUAUCAGCAAAAACGAAUGAUCCCCAUCUCUGCCUGCCGUUAACCUACAGCACAGCAGUGAAUAGGUGUGCAGCAAGCUGGCAAACCCGGUGGUGCCUAAAGAUAAAAUAAAAGGUUAAUACUGCUGGUAUGAGCUGUGUUCGUCCUACCUAAAAGUGUUAUUUCUACAGUGAGCUCCUCUGCACAGUUAGACAAAACGGUUCAUGCAGCUUCAAAGUUCUGUUGUAUCAAAAAAGACCUCCUCUGCUGUCUACACAUGACUUCUGUCUUCCUCUACCACCAAACUGCCAGUAUCAUUUUCAUCCCAAACUACAGCCCACUGUUCAACAGCAGCAUUCUUUUGUGACACUUUUAUGACUGAACAACAAUUUUUAGCUAAGCUAAGAAAAAAAAAUCCUCCACCACAGCCACUGAACAUGAAAACACACCCAGAUCCACAGUGACACUCUCUGCCAGAGCCUUGUGCUCACUCAGCUUUAGGAAGGAAAUGGCUGUAUCCCAGCGGAGACAGUCACUGCCACAUUUAGGACCUCAUGCCUUUGUUUGAGUAGACAAGCUCGCCUGCCAAUUGUUCUCCACCCAAAAAUCAUUGUCUGUAACAGGCAGCAGUUCUUUGUACAGCAUCUUCCCCCCUUUCCACCGGAGACUCUGCUUUCCAGAGUAUGUUUACAAACCUGAUGAGCUCCCUCUGGGGGCCACAUAGAGACACCUUCAAAUAUAAGAUGUUGAUGUUGUAAAAUCCAAAUUAUGUUUUUUCACAUAAUUAAAUAGAAAAGCAGUUGAAAGAUGUUUUAAAUGCAUUUUCUGUCUCUAAAAAUCAUUAAAUCCCUUUAAACUGACAAUCUCCUCAAUCAUUUACCAGAUUAUUCAAUUUUACAUUUUUGCAGCUUGUGGAAGUAAACAUCUAUAAGGCUGACAUCAUGACAAUCAUUGUAUGUCUUAACCAUAGACUGUUUAAAGAAUGGACAGCGUCUGCCUCCUUGCUGGGUGAAGCCACUCCGAGAACAGCACCCUCUGUUGACAGGCUGCAGUAUAGGUCAUAAAUCCCGCCUCCUCCAUCAAUCUCUAUGUGGACAGCUGUGGACAAACUUUAUAAAUUUAUUACACAGAACAUAAAUUUCUCUCCCUCCUGUUUGCGAUGUUGACAUGUAGUUACAGGAAGAAUGGGUUGUGCUCAAGUCCUCUUUUUUCUGUGAAGCUCCAUUUUCUAAAAGUUAUUAGGAGGUUUCCUGUUUUCUUUGAUUGACACCUGAUGCAGCCUAUUGGUGUUAAGGGAUUGCGUAGCUCACCCAGGGGAUACGCUGUCUGAGCCGAGCGUCAUCACAGCGACUCUCGGCGACUCUCCCGCCAUAUGCGCACAUCGCUACUGUGCAAUGCUGGUUUCAGGAAAUGAAGAAAAAUCCCGGAAAUACCAAGAGCUGUUUGGAUUCAAAUCCGUAUACAGACGGGAGGUGGAACCAAGUUGUCCAUAGUAUAUACAGUCUAUGGUCUUAACUAAGGAGCUAUAUGUAAGAGAAAGUACUAAAAUACCAUAUCCUAGAAACUAUGUACUAGAAAAUACUGAAGUGGACAAACAUUAUGACUAAUUUUUUUCCUCUGUUGUUCUUCUUCAAGGCACUGAGCAGACACAGAUAUUCACAGAAACAAACAGCCGUUCACUGGAGCCCAUCAGUCUGUCUACUGAGCCCCUCACCUCCACUCUUGAUGUCGUCGCCACCACUGAGGCCAGCAGCAGUAGCAGCAGCAGCAGUAGCAGCAGCAGCAGCAGCAGCAGCAGCAGCAGGGACUGGAAGGACCUCACCAACACUGACCAGCGGCUAGAUGUCUCCCCUGUUUCCUGGAAGGAGACUGGAUCCACAAAAGAAGCCAGACUGCCGCGAAACAGCCCAGACACCACCCUCCGAUUUGGAGACACAGCAUCCAUCAGCACCUACACCUCCACCACUAUUACCCGAGCUGGGGAGAGAACCCUGCUGUCUGUCACCUCCUCUUCUAGCAACAGCACCACCUCUUUCUUUACAGAGGACUCCAAUUCCCAUCAGCCUGCCUUCACCUGGGAGGUGUCUGCUAAGACUGAGGACUACACCCACCAUGUCCCCUCUACCCAAACUGACCAUGGGGACACAACAGGCCAGCACAUGACCCACUCCAUUACUGGGACGAUGUCAGAGACUGGGGGACCCAGAGGGAUCCAGAGUUUUAACGGACAACCUAACACCACCCAGCAUCAGGACAACUCCACAUCAGAGGACACUUCUGACUCAACACCACCUCUCAGAAUGACGGAGCCCAGCACAGACCAGACAGACGAGUCUGUGUACUCCACUCCACCUCUCACUUCACCUGCAGAAGGUCUCACUAAUGUCUCAGGGACAGAUCAGGGGUCAGACUCUAGUGUUGGAACCUUUACAGAGUCCUCCACUGGAAUCCUCAGUCUCAGCACUCAGAAUCAGGAGGGGACAGAAGGGGUUUCAUCACAGACUGGAGAGCACAGUGUGAGUUGGGGUCUGACUACAGCACCCCCUACCGUCAGCAUCAGUACAUCUGGACUGGACAACUCUCUAACAGAGACUCCAGUGUUGGUUACUAAAGUCUACCUCACCACUCCACCUGUCACUGUUACGGAAAGGUGUGUUUCAUUUUCGAGUCUUAUUCUCUCUAAGUGGAAAAGAGAAAUGUCAAUAAUAUAGCCCAUAGUUAAAUAGGGUAGGCUUCAAUCAUAUCAUAUCAUAAUUUAACAGUACAAUAAUAUAAUAAGACAUAACGACAAUAAUGUGAUCAAAAUCAUCCUUAUUGUGAAAUAGAGGCUCAGGUGAAUGGAAAGAUCAUGGUUUACACUGAUAUGUAAAUGAUUUUGUAUAGACACAGCUGGAAAGAUCAGGCUUUGAAAUUGUUGCUCUCUUAUGAAACAGUAAUAUCAAAUAAGGUAUAAAAAAACAAUUUUGUUCCUAAUUUCAAUAGUUUAAGGUACUAUCACUUUGGGAAUAAAAACAAACAUUCUAAAAACACAUCAAACCACAGGAAGACAGUUACUAAAACUAGAAGAAAGUUAAAAAAUUAUUUAAAAUGUCUCUUAUUGCUGACUUGGGUCAAGAGCAGAAAAUCAGCAAAAGCUAUAAACUGUAGCAACAGAUUUUUUUAUGCUUUGUAUAUGAACCUCCAAAAUCCAUCAGAAUACUUGAGAAAUCCAUUUUUAGACGUUUUGUUUUGUGUAUAUAAGUGGCUCUAGUGCCCCCUGCUGACAGCUGAGGGUUAUGAGUAGAAAUGAUAAAUCAGGCUGUCAUAAGCAGACCUUAAGUGCAUUAUUGAUUGUUGUAAAAACAAAGUUGUAUGAUUGUUGUCAGACCUGACAGAGACUUGACAGAUUGUUUGUAUAUCUCAUAGAUCACAGGUCACAGAUGAAGACAGUUCCACAGCCUCUGCCCCCUCCUCCACUCCCACCUCUCCCUCCCCUGAAACCUCACCCUUCAGCUCCAGAAGCACCUCCAGCACAUCUACUCCAGAAUCAUCCACUGAGGCAACCUUCCUGUACACGACAGUCCCCACCACAGCCUCCACUCCAAUCCUGCAGACCUCUGUAGCUCACCCGACUCCCUCUCUGUCACCCAGCCAGACCCCGGGCCCCUCGACAGGGGUUGCUAGCCCUACAAAUGUCACCACCCUGCAAUUGGAAACCAGCACUGGCACAGUGGGAGUCACUAUGUCUCACAGCCAGCACAUCACCACUACCUACACCCACAGCACCCCAACUAAGAGUACAGAGGCUCUGCAGACUACUGGAAGGUGGGCAGAGGAUGGAGCUACACAGCCAGUGAUAACUACAGCAACUACUGGCUUUAGCACCACCAAGGCUCCACUCUUACCAAGUUAGUGACAUCAUCCUCUUUUAUUUAAAGUGACAUAACUUAGCAUGAACUUUGUAUACCAGACUGUCUUUUCUUUAAACACCAGCUUAAACUCAUCUGAACUAACUCUAAGCUGACAGCAAUGUGCAUUAACAUAAUGUAUGAAACUGACAAUGCAUAUUUGAUGUUCAUGUAAAGCCUCUGUAUGUGCCUUUAAAAAAGAGAUUUCAUUCUGUGGUAAAAUGCCUGAUUUGCUUGCUGAACUCCAGGAAACCCCUGUGUGUCUAACCCGUGUAUGAAUGGAGGGAUGUGUGUGAGUUAUGAAGCACAUCAGUUCACCUGCCACUGUCAGCAGGCAUGGACAGGACCCAUCUGCGACCAAGGUGAGCCUCUCCUCCUCUUGGUAGCUUGAAACUGCCUCAUUAAUAUGCAUGUAACAAAUAGAGUGUAUAGGAUGUUGAAUAAAUUUAUUAGAGAUUAUCAGAGUGGGUGUAGUAAUUUGAGAUGUAAUGUUAUAAUAUUGUGUGCUUGUAUAUCCAGAUACAGAUGAGUGUGAAAGGGACCCCUGUCCUGUUGGGUCCAGGUGCGUAAACACAAGAGGUUCUUUCAGCUGUGAAUGUCCUCUUGGCUUUGACCUUGAGGAUGGACGCACCUGCACUAGAGGUAACAACAAAAUAACUUCACGUCAGUCACAUAUCAUGUAAAAAUACUCAUGAAAACAUGUUUGUCAUUUCAGUCAACAAAAUGUAUUUCUGCCUGCUUUCAGCAAAGACUUUUCUGGGAACGUUCAGUGUAAACAGACAGCCACACGACCCUGCUGUUUUUAAGAGCGCCACUCUGCAUGAGAUCCAGAGAGAGAUCAUUCAGCUGGUGAGAGGAAGUUCACAUGAUUACAUGGUCCCUGCUAAGUUUCUGUGUAAAGAUCUAGAAGGCUUAUGUGCAUUAUAUCUAAAAGACACUCUCCUCUUGGUUUCACCUCAGCUCAACGCUUCUUUGUCAGUUUUUCGAGGCUACAGCCGCUCAACGCUGAGUAGGAAGUAAGUCCUCGCCAAAAAGUACCAUUUCUAUGUCAGGGUUGCAAUGUUUCUACAUUAUAGGAUACAACAUGGACUUUCUGUCCAUGUAGGCCUCUACAGUGACCUCUGAUCUCUUCCCCACAGAGGAGAUGAUGGGGUUCUUAUCGCAGCUGUCAACAUGUUUUCCAUUUCCACCGAAGUGACAAGCACUGAGGUCUACAACAGCAUCCAGAUGUUUCUCAGCAACUGCAGCUCCUCGUUGGCACACUGCCGGAUGGUGCUGCAUCACCAGCUCACUUAUCACGGUAAACAGAGACACAGAUUCGAAUGAGUGAAUGUUUGUUUUUUCAACAUGUUUUAGUUCUGCAAUUGAAGAUGGACCCUUAAGACCUUUGGUUAAUGUUUACAGCCAUCAGAGGGCACCAGUUAGCUACUAAAUGCUCCCACGAUUGUUGACCUCAAACUGUAUUGUGUUGAGUCAUUACAUGACUGAAAAACUUUAUUGCUUACCUGUUAUUAGGGGUGGGAAUCACAAGAGGCCCCACAAUACAAUAUAUUAUCACAAUACUUGGGCCAUGAUUCGAUAUUAUUUCGAUUUUAAACAAUUUGCAAUACAGUAAGUAUUGCAAUACCAUAUACAGCAAUUUAUACAAUUUUUUCAACUCCUUAGCUGAUUUAGCAUUUAUCUUUCCUUUAUGUUUGUCUUAUUUACACAGUAUUUUAUUUUCAUGUUGCACGUCUUGCAAACCUCAUGUGUCAGGUCCAUCUCAUUUGUGCCCUGCUUGCAUUCCUAAUGUCCCUCCCCAGGUGUUGCCUUGUUUCUCCUUUCUCCUGCUCUAUGAUGUCACGUCUGCCGACCUCACUGGACAAACGAUCAAUGUUACUCCUCCAUUUCCAUAGACCUGAGUUUAUAAUGGCAUUUUAUUAGAUUUUAAAAAUUCGAUACUUGGUGGAUGAAAUGAUACGAUAUAUCACCAGACAAAUAUCGUGAUACUAUACUGUAUCGAUUUUUUCUCCCACCCCUACCUGUUAUAGUCUAAAAUCUUAUUCUACACGGUCAGUUUCACAGUUAUAGAAGAGUAAAGUAAAUACAUUAAAAGACAAUAUCAAGAUCAGUGUAACCUGUCAUUUAUAAAUAGUAAUUUAAUCAAUGAUAGUCUAAGUCACUGCAUCUACUUUUUUGAUUAGAUUGGAACCUUAAAAGGUGAUAUAAAGGAACAGUCAAAUGUUUGGUGUUUGAUCCUUUUUUUUGCUCUGAUCAUGUUGUCUAAGAGUUUUGUGUUGUUGUUUUAAUGACUAUAUUUAUCAACACUGUCUUCCAGUGGAAAAUCUGUGUGUGGCCCAAAAGACACAGUGUGAUACAGAGCGCUCGACCUGCACCGACAACAGCGGCACAGCCUACUGCCAGUGUCUACCAGGGUACUACAAACACAACCCUGAAGACCUGUCCUGCUUAGGUAAAAGAUUAUAUACAAGCAAGAUAGAAAUAGAUCAAUUAUUCGACUUUUAGAGCAAGAAGGGUACAACUACCAAGCUAGUAUAUCUGAAAAAAAAUAACAUGUGAAUACAUUUUUUCAUUUACAUUUGAAAUUAAAGGAUAGAAAUGAAAAUAUCAGCCCAACAUGAAUGAAAUGUCAUUUUAAAACACCUUUUUUCAGAGUGUGGUGAUGGCUAUAAGCUGGAAAAUGGCACUUGUGUCCCGUAAGUUAGACUUUAUAUCAGUGCAGCAUGAUUCCUAUAAGAAUGUAAGAUCCUAAACCACAUUGUCACUGCUGAUGUGUUUCUACUCUCUAGGUGCAUGUUUGGAUUUGGAGGGUUCAACUGUGGAAACUGUAAGUAGUUCCUAAAAACCUCAAAUGUAACAUAUUCAGACCAUAAGAUCAUUUUUAUGAAAAAGAGACGUAAAUCAUUCUUGCAUAUGUCCUUGUCACACAUUAUGUCUAAUUUGCUAAUAUCUAAUGUUGCAGUUUACAAGCUGAUUGCAGUCGUGGUGUCACCUGCAGGGGGAGCUCUGCUCCUUAUCCUCUUCAUUGCUCUGAUUGUCACCUGUUGCAAGUAAGACUGGUUUUAUCACCAUAGCAACAGUAUGAUUUGUCUCGCUCAGGUAUUUUUAAGUUCAUGAUUUAAAUAAAAGAAGACUUACGUAACACCACAUGUACUUUUAUCCGUUUGACAAAUAUUUGUAAAAAAAAAUCACAGUUCCUGCUCUAAAUGGUUUGGUUUUCACUUUCACCUCGAAGGAGAGACAAGAAUGACAUCAACAAGAUCAUCUUUAAAAGUGGAGACAUGCAGAUGUCCCCGUAUGCAGACUUCCCCAAAAGUAACCGCAUAUCCAUGGAGUGGGGCAGGGAGACCAUAGAGAUGCAGGAGAAUGGCAGCACCAAGAACCUUCUGCAGAUGACUGACAUUUACUACUCUGUAAGUAGACAUAUGUUUUUGUAACGCAACUUAUAAAUAACAAUUUUAGACAAGAAAUAAUGGAUCACAUCUCUUUAUCCUCUUUCUCUUGGUGCUCUCUCAGCCUGCACUGCGUAACUCAGACCUGGAGAGAAAUGGCCUUUACCCCUUCACUGGUCUUCCAGGCUCUCGCCACUCAUGCAUAUAUCCUGCCCAGUGGAACCCCUCCUUUAUCAGUGAUGAUUCAAGACGAAGAGACUACUUUUAA
Messenger RNA from Xyrichtys novacula (pearly razorfish), 13585 nucleotides. Lineage: Eukaryota; Metazoa; Chordata; Actinopteri; Labriformes; Labridae. The record is from the annotation of a GenBank genome assembly.